AUGAAGAACAUCAUUGCUGUUGCAGCCUUCGCUGCCGGAACUAACGCACUUGUUGGUCGCAGCGACAGCUGUUGCUUUCAUUUGACUGCCACCGGUGGCAUCUCCGGAUCGCUUGGUCAACUAAGUGACGGUCAGGUCCGUGUCGGCGAUACUACCUUGUCUGCUGCUCAGUUCUGCCUCUCGGACAGCAUCAUUACCGAUAGCGAGGGCCGUGGCUGUGUUGUGACGUCUGAGACUACACAAUUCCAGUGUGACGAGGGUUCAACUGGUACAUCCGGAUUUUCUCUUGCUUCUUCUGGCUCCCUCGAGUUUGAUGGUAGCUCAAGCUUCAUUGCAUGCGCGACUGGUUUAAAUGGCGGAGACAACAUCUAUAUCUCCAACAGUACUUCUGUCACGCAAUGUACGAAAAUCCAAUUGACGGGCGACUCAUGCUUCGCCGCCGCCUCUUCUUCUGCUUCGAAGCUUUCUUCCACACCUUAUGCCGUCCCUACCAGUGCUGUACCGGUACCUAUCCCCGCUAUUAGCUCUGUUGCCGGUGCUGUUGGCUCUUCCGCACCUAUGUGGACCAGUUCAAUUCCCUCAAUUCCUAUGGUUCUGCCCUCCACCCCAGUCGGGACUUCCACUCCAGCCGCGAGUACCCCAUUGACGACUUCGAGCCUUGCGACAGGCACUGCUACUUCAGCCGGUCAAUCAGAGUCGGGUUCCUCGACCAGCUCCUCGGGAUCCUCUGCAGCUGCUACCACAUCAGCCCCCGCGAAUUCCGGAGCCAGACUUGACUUCUCCGGACUCGCGUUGCUUCAAGUCGCCGCUAUGACCUCAAUCAUUGCCUAUCUUGGCCUGGUGUAG
Molecule: messenger RNA, 846 nt
Organism: Penicillium antarcticum
Lineage: Eukaryota; Fungi; Ascomycota; Eurotiomycetes; Eurotiales; Aspergillaceae
Exons: 2
Coding region: 1-846 (281 amino acids)
Source: RefSeq, a predicted model, not a curated record